UGCCAAGAUGACAAGAUGCUUGCUUGCCCGUAGAAAAAUUUGUAAACAAAAAGGAUUCUUCAAUAUUGUCGAAACUCGAAGUAUCUCUCCAUUUCCUUACGGUUAGCAUCAGGAUAUAUGAAAAACAUGCCAGUAGAGUUAAACAGUCUUACGGAAGGAUGGUUGGAGUUGGAAAGUGAUCCAGGUCUUUUUACAUUAUUGCUUGAAGACUUUGGAGUCAAAGGAGUUCAAGUUGAAGAGAUUUACGAUUUGCACAAGCCUUUGGAAAGUCCAGUGUAUGGUUUUAUAUUUCUAUUUAGAUGGAUAGAAGAGAGGAGGUCUCGUCGAAAGUUUGUAGAGCAAAUAGAGAGCUUUGUUCGCGAUGAAGAGACUAUCAACAAUAUAUUCUUUGCGCAGCAAAUGGUGCCUAAUAGCUGUGCAACUCAUGCUUUGCUGUCUAUAUUAUUGAAUUGUCCCAAUUUGCAUCUUGGUGAAACAUUGAGUAGAUUGAAGCAUCAUACUGUAGGGAUGAAUCCAGAGAACAAAGGAUGGGCAAUAGGCAACACCCCCGAACUAGCCUGUGCUCAUAACUCACAUGCCAUUCCACAGGCUCGUAAAAAAACUGAUAAGAAUGCUGGUGUCUCCACUGGCCGAUUCACCGGUGAAGCUUACCACUUUGUCAGUUUUGUGCCUAUAAAUGGUCAUCUGUUUGAACUGGACGGCCUAAAGCCAUACCCCACUGACCAUGGCCCCUGGGCAGUUGAUGAAGACUGGACAGACAAAUUUAGGAGAGUUAUGGCAGAAAGACUUGGCAGGGAUGCUGGGGAACAAGUACAUGACAUUAGGUUUAAUUUAAUGGCUGUAGUUCCUGACAGAAGAAUAGCUUUAACACAAAAACUUAAUGCUAUUGAGCUUAACCAGAAGAGAGUUAAGGAGGCUAUGUCUAAAAUUGGAAAACAUUUACGCCACCUAUUAGCUAAAAGGGAAUACAAUGAACAAGGGGAGCUCAUUCAAACACCAAACCAAAAUCUGUUAGGAGAAAACAUGGUCCAAAUAAGUGAAGAAAACAUGCUGUCUUCACUGGAAUCGGCGCAAGUACAGAUGUACGACUUGGACUAUACACAGCCAAUCACAAUCGAGAUUGGUGCUACAGACCGGCCGCAGCAAGACAACAGCUUACUUUUGGCUAGUUCAGUAGAACAAGGUGCCAUCGUCAAGUUUUUUACAAUAAGCAGAGAUAAUCAAAUAAUUGGUGAUAUUUAUCCAACAUCGACUACAGCGAUAGUGAAGAGUAAUGAAGCGCCCAUACUGAUGUGUUGCGAGAUGGGCUCGGAGCAGCCGUACAAGCUGCGCAAGCUGUUGCUAUCGCACGCGGAGCUCAACGCGCUCAUGAGCAGCAUUGUCGCCGAGGUGCAGUCGUGUCAGCAGGCUCUGAACGACGAAAAUGAUAAGAGGGAUAUGUAUAAGGUGGAUGAUUGCCGGCGGACACACAACUACGACGAGUUUAUCUGCACGUUCCUGUCGAUGCUGGCGCAGCAGGGCGCGCUGGCGGAGCUGGUGGCGGCGCAGCUCGAGCGCAGCCGCGCGCCGCGCGUGCGCCGUCGCCGGCCUCGUCCGCGGCCCCGCGCCAGGCCCCGACACCGGCCCCGCGCUAGGAAGUGAACACUCCAACCGAACUACAUAUGCAAGGCGUAACAAAAUACUUAGGUAAAUCCCUUUGAAAAUAAUAUUAAAAGUAGUAUCUACGCAAGGAACCGUAUUUUACCACCUCGUACCUUUGAUAUUUUAUAAUACCCUCUAUAUGUAGAUGUUUUCAAAGCGCUAAAGAUAUAAAAGUACUAUUCCUACUAUUUUCAUUUUUGACCCUUUAUAAAGCCGGCAGCUUUUGUGUAUUACUAUUUUUUAUAGCAAUAAAUCGUGUCAAGAAAGAAUAUUGGUUUCACUU
This is a messenger RNA of Plodia interpunctella (Indianmeal moth), 1924 nucleotides long. RefSeq names its product calypso (gene calypso). NCBI's taxonomy places the organism in Eukaryota, Metazoa, Arthropoda, Insecta, Lepidoptera, Pyralidae. Gene Ontology annotation, cellular component: cytoplasm. Gene Ontology annotation, biological process: protein deubiquitination; ubiquitin-dependent protein catabolic process. Bases 118 to 1641 code for a protein of 507 amino acids. The record is from RefSeq and is a predicted model, not a curated record. Gene Ontology annotation, molecular function: cysteine-type deubiquitinase activity. The transcript has 8 exons.